Messenger RNA from Aspergillus eucalypticola CBS 122712, 731 nucleotides. Its product is annotated as YciI family protein. The coding region runs from base 115 to 531 and encodes 138 amino acids. The record is from RefSeq and is a predicted model, not a curated record. Lineage: Eukaryota; Fungi; Ascomycota; Eurotiomycetes; Eurotiales; Aspergillaceae. The transcript has 4 exons.
CUUGAACCCGACGACCAGUGACUGUUAAACGGCCAUCCCAGAAGUACAUCCGAGUGCGAAACCAAGGCAACAAAACAUACAUAUCAUCAACAUAUACUUGAAUCUUGCUUCAUCAUGUCUUUUCUCCGCCUUUCUACAAGGGCUUUACCAGCCAAUCUGCUCCCCCGCCAGCACGCCGCCCGCCGCACCAUUGCAACAGCAAGCAAGAAGGAAUGGCUAUGCAUUAUUCCUGAUACACCUGAGGGUCCCGAACUGAGAAAGAAAGUUCGAGCGACUCACAUGGAAGGAGUUGGCCCUCUCGUCCAGGCGGGAAAGCUAGUCGCAGGUGGUGCGAUGUUGGCCACUCAUCCCGAGGAAGGCAAAGAUCUGUCAUUCAAGGGCAGUAUGCUUGUGUAUAUGGCUGAAAACUUGGAGGAAGUGCACCAGCUUAUUAACGGUGAUAUCUACGCUCAGAGCGGUGUCUGGGAUCUGGGGAAGGCGCUUGUUGUUCCGUAUUUGUCGGCCGUGAGGGAGCCUUUGAAGAAGGACUAGUAGAGACUAUCAAUUUUGAGUGUCUCGGGGAGUAGCGGUGCUAUUUUCCCUCGAUAUAUUAGAGAGCGGCCAUCGUUGAGCACAUAUAAUUUCUGACGGCACUUGCGGCAGAUUGAGCAUUUAGACUAUCCGAUAUGUAACAGGCAUGUAUUUUCUCAGUUUGUUCCUUAUAACUGGCCGAAAGUACUCAGACAGGAAUG